AACACUCAAGUCUGGUUUCAUUUCUUUCCUCCCCAGUUUUUUUCCUCUCCGCCUUGUAUCUCAAACCCUAACAAACACUAGAAACCAGACAAAAUCUUCUCCGAUCCGAAUCGAAUCAAUUCGAUGGCGUUUAAGCAUCUCCUCUCUCUAGCCCGCCGCUCGCAUCGCCCAUCUUCCGCCGCACUCUCUACAUCAAUCCGCUCUUCAUCAUCUACCGCCGUCGCCGCCACUUUACCCUCGCCACCACCACCAACCGCCAUGAUAUAUGACCGACAAGCUGAGUUAGUCAAGGAAAAACUCAAAGCCCUAGAAAACCCGGAUCCCCGAUUCCUCAAGUACGGGUCUCCCCACCCGGUUAUCCGAGCUCAUACCCACAUCCUUUCAGCUCCUGAAACAAAGAUCACAACCUUACCGAAUGGACUGCGUGUCGCGACGGAAUCAAAUCUUGCCUCGAAAACUGCGACGGUUGGGGUGUGGAUAGAUGCAGGGUCGAGAUUUGAGAGUGAUGAGACGAAUGGGACUGCUCAUUUUUUGGAGCAUAUGAUAUUUAAAGGGACUGAGAAGAGAAGUGCUAGGUAUUUAGAAGAGGAAAUAGAGAAUAUGGGUGGUCAUUUAAAUGCUUAUACUAGUAGAGAACAGACUACUUAUUAUGCUAAAGUUAUGGAUAAAGAUGUUCCUAAGGCUUUGGAUAUCUUGGCUGAUAUUCUUCAGAAUUCUAAAUUUGAUGAGAAUAGGAUUCACCGCGAGAGAGAUGUGAUUUUGAGGGAAAUGGAAGAGGUUGAGGGGCAAACUGAGGAAGUUAUCUUUGACCAUUUGCAUGCUACUGCAUUCCAGUAUACUCCUCUUGGCAGGACUAUUCUCGGACCAGCACAAAAUGUCAAGUCAAUCACCAGAGAUCAUCUCCAGAGUUAUAUACAAACACACUACACCGCUCCUAGAAUGGUCAUUGUUGCUUCUGGAGCUGUUAAGCAUGAAGAAGUUGUUGAGGAAGUAAAGAAAUUGUUUACCAAGUUAUCAACUGAUCCAACCACUGCUUCUCAACUUGUUGCAAAAGAACCAGUAUUUUUCACUGGUUCAGAGGUUAGGAUAAUUGAUGAUGAUGUUCCUUUGGCACAAUUUGCGGUUGCUUUUGAAGGAGCACCAUGGACCGAUCCAGAUUCUAUUGCCUUAAUGGUCAUGCAAGCUAUGUUGGGUUCAUGGAGUAAAAGUGCUGGAGGUGGAAAGCAUAUGGGGUCUGAGCUUGCACAAAGGGUUGGCAUUAAUGAAUUAGCAGAAAACAUGAUGGCUUUUAAUACUAACUACAAAGAUACUGGUCUAUUUGGUGUUUAUGCUGUUGCUAAGCCCGAGGACUUGGAUGAUUUAGCCUGGGCAAUCAUGUAUGAGACAACCAAGUUGAGUUAUCGUGUUUCUGAAGCUGAUGUGACUCGUGCUCGCAAUCAGUUGAAAUCAUCAUUGCUGCUUCACAUAGAUGGAACCAGUCCGGUAGCUGAGGAUAUUGGGCGCCAGUUGCUUACUUAUGGUCGGAGAAUUCCAUUUGCCGAAUUGUUUGCUAGGAUUGAUGCAGUUGAUGCGAGCACUGUUAAGCGUGUUGCAAACAGAUUUAUUCAUGAUAAGGAUAUUGUAAUUGCCGCCAUGGGCCCCGUCCAGGGGUUGCCUGAUUACAACUGGUUCAGACGCAGAACAUACCUGAACCGCUACUAAAUUAUUAAGCUUUUUGCGUAUUACUGCACUGUCACAUUAUUUGGCGAUCAUAAAUUUUUUUGUUGCUUUUACGGCACAACAUCUUCCAGGCAGCCUUGAAGAAUGCCGGGCAUUUUGAAAUCAUUUUUUUUUCUGGCAUGUUAGAUUUCUAUCUGUAAGGCUCUUGUUGUUUCAGCAAUAAAGUAAAUGCAUUGUUCAGUAAAUGGCUGUUACUAUGAUAAAUUAUUUGGUGCUUUUAAGGAAGCACAAAGCAAUGCGCAGUUAUGUUCAUAUUA
Molecule: messenger RNA, 1976 nt
Organism: Mercurialis annua (annual mercury)
Lineage: Eukaryota; Viridiplantae; Streptophyta; Magnoliopsida; Malpighiales; Euphorbiaceae
Product: probable mitochondrial-processing peptidase subunit beta, mitochondrial
Exons: 9
Coding region: 124-1701 (525 amino acids)
Biological process (GO): proteolysis
Cellular component (GO): mitochondrion
Molecular function (GO): metalloendopeptidase activity; metal ion binding
Source: RefSeq, a predicted model, not a curated record